AUGGCCGCGAGCGAAAAGCGUUCACCGUCCGUUGAGCGCGAGGAGAAUGUCGUCAACCACGUCAACAGCAUUGUCGAUGAUGAAAAGCAAGUUCAGCAAGAUGAACAACGUGACUGGACCGGCACGGCGAAGAAGACGGACCCCGAAGAGAUUAAGCUUGUGCGCAAGCUUGACUAUCGGAUAAUGCCCUGUCUUUGCGUUAUGUACUUCCUCAAACUGACCAGCGCAGACUAUGUCGACCGAAAUGCCAUCGCCCAAGCACGACUCAAUAACCUCGAGGAGGACUUGAACAUGACCGGCACUCAAUUCAACACCACUGUUUCCAUUCUUUUCGUCGGUUACGUCCUGAUGCAAAUCCCCUCCAACAUGUUGAUCACCAGGAUUCAACCUGGUUUGUACAUGAGCGCAUGGAUGUUGGUCUGGGCUGUGGUUUCCGGUUGCACUGCUUUGGUUCAAAACUACGGCGGCCUGGUUGCUUGCAGAUUCUUCUUGGGUAUUACCGAAGCUCCUUUCUACCCCGGCGCCACCUACAUGCUCUCCAUCUUCUACACUCGCAAGGAGGUUGCUACCCGCAUUGCUGUGCUUUACUGCGCUCAGAUCCUGGCGACUGGCUUAUCAAGCUUGAUCGCCGCUGGCAUCUUCGCUGGAAUGGACGGACUCAACGGCAUCGCAGGCUGGAGAUGGCUCUUCAUCGUCGAGGGCGCCAUCACCGGCCUAGUCGCCCUCUUCGGUUUUUGGCUGCUCCCCAACACGCCGCUCACGACGCGCUGGCUCAACGAGCGUGAGAAGCAGCUCGCACACUCCCGCAUGGAGAAGGACAAGGUCUCUGAUUCCUCGGACGAGAAGGCUUCCGCCAUGGACGGUCUCCGCCAGGCGUGCCGCGACAAGCGCACUUGGCUCUUCUGCCUCAUGCAGAACUUCCAUCUCUCGGCAUGCUCUUUCAACUCCUUCUUCCCUACUGUUAUCAAGACUUUGGGUUUCAACACCACGAUUACCCUGGUCAUGACCUGCCCGCCUUUCAUCUUCGCCGGUGCUGCCGGUAUCUUUUUUGGCUGGAGCUCCGGCCGUCUUCACGAGCGCACGUGGCACAUCACCGUUGGUCUCUUUACUGCUAUUGUCGGCUUCGUCAUCGCCGCCUCCAGCAUGAACACCGCGGCCCGCUACGUUGCGGCCUUCGUUUUCGCCGCUGGCGCGUACUCUGUAAACUCUGUUAUUAUCGGCUGGGCAUCCUCGACGCUUUCGCAGACAAAGGAGAAGAAGGCUGUUGUUCUCGCCAUGACCAACGUUGGAGGCCAGAUUGGUUACAUCUACGGUGCCUACCUCUGGCCCAAGAGUGAUGAGCCUCGCUAUGCUAUCGGCUUUGGCGCUUCGGCCGGAUUUGCUUUGCUCUCGAUUGCAUGCGCCUGGUGCAUCCGUAUUCUCUUGGUCAGGGAGAACAGACGGAUUAGGGCAUCUACCUCGGAGCACGUCAACCUCUACGGAUACUAG
Molecule: messenger RNA, 1488 nt
Organism: Colletotrichum truncatum
Lineage: Eukaryota; Fungi; Ascomycota; Sordariomycetes; Glomerellales; Glomerellaceae
Source: RefSeq, a predicted model, not a curated record